This is a messenger RNA of Vanrija pseudolonga, 1173 nucleotides long. RefSeq lists its product as uncharacterized. The record is from RefSeq and is a predicted model, not a curated record. Bases 1 to 1173 code for a protein of 390 amino acids. NCBI's taxonomy places the organism in Eukaryota, Fungi, Basidiomycota, Tremellomycetes, Trichosporonales, Trichosporonaceae. The transcript has 4 exons.
AUGAUGAGCCCACCCCAGCUUCCAUUCUCCCUGCUCCCUCCCGAGCAGAUGGACACUACUGGGAUCGCCCUCGACAAUAACGCCCCGCGCCUCCAGCCUUGCCCCGACGUCGUCGACUACCAGCCCAUCCCAUCCAGCUCCAGCCAAGAGCCCUCGACGGCCAUGGACGUAAGCGCAAGAACGCAGAGCCUGAUCAACAAGCACAAGCGCUUCCUCUCGUACUCGGGGGCCAAGAACGACGCACGCCCGUACCCUUCCCCCAGCCAGCUGCACACUCAGUGGAUCCAGUGGUCGCUCCAGGCAAUGCAGUCCCAGCCAACACAUACAGCUGUCACCAGCAACUUUGCACCAGCAGCGCAACAGCCUGCCCAUACCAACAUUGUCUCUCCUACCCAGGUCUCUCAAACGACCCUCCCACUCCAGCUGCUCCUCCAGCACCUAGUUCAACAUCCCAUCCAGCAACCCCUCCAACAACCACUCCAGCCAUCUUUCCAGCAGCCACUGCAGCUGCCCAUCCAGGAGCCGCUCCAGCAGCUCCAGCAGCAGCCCAUCCAACAAGUCCAGCAAUUCCAGCAGGCCUUCGCCCAUCCCCACCCCGGGCCAAUUACCCCUAUCUCCCCCCUGCCCUACGUCAACUGGGAAGUAGGACCAUCACAUCCGACGCAGGCCUACCCCACCUACCCAGACUACUUCACGAUGGUGUCGCAGCAGCUCCCCAAUGCAGCCGUCUCGCCCAUCCAGUCGACCCUCAGCGAGCCCGCCACGCCUGCGAUCCUAACCCCGCCCGACCUCAUGACUAUGGAACACACCUCCCAGUCCAUGCAUCCUCAGCAGCACGCCUUUGCUGCCCCCGAGCUCCAUCGCCUGCCCGUCCCACCCCCUCACGUCCUCCCACCCCCUCCCCCACUCCCCAUGAACCUCCAGCUCCCCAAGCGCAACCCGGCCGACAGGCACACUGGCUACGUCCAGCACGCUGAGGGCGAGAGCAGCUCUGGACGCGAGCGCCUGAUCUACGUCAACCCUGCUAUCGCGGCGCACCUCCAGGCUGGUGGUGAGGUCGUCGCCGAGGGCGCGGACGGCAAGAAGCGCAAGUUCCGUAUCAGCCGACGCCCGUCGCCUUCGGCUGGUGCUCAUCCUUCCACGUCGCCCGAGAUGGGCCCCAAGAAUGUUUAA